Molecule: messenger RNA, 3942 nt
Organism: Exophiala mesophila
Lineage: Eukaryota; Fungi; Ascomycota; Eurotiomycetes; Chaetothyriales; Herpotrichiellaceae
Exons: 3
Coding region: 128-3586 (1152 amino acids)
Source: RefSeq, a predicted model, not a curated record
UACUACCCCCUUAACGACAGAACCUCUAACAACGACAACCAGCGAGGCGACAACCAGCGAGACGACAACCACAGCAGAAAGUGAAAUUACUUCGACCUCGUCCACAACUUCCAUCGAAAGUGGCUAUAUGACAACCAGCGACCCAGCUUCAAAUGUUAUGAGCGACACAUCAACAACGACAACGAACGAGGAAACUUCAAUGGUGACUAGCACUGCAUAUUCGACGACAGCGAGUGAUACCUCUCUGAUAUCUGGUAUAGCGACUAGUACUUAUUCAUCGAGCACUUUCGAAACGACAACUUUGACCACAAGCGAGACCAUCACCGCCUCAGAAUCUACGACUUCGGCGGACAUGGAGACAGUGGAGAGCAGUGCCAGUAGUUCAACCUUCUCAACUACUACAGCUUUAUACAUUUCUACAAACUCGCUUACGACAUCUCAAGACUCCUCCAGCAACUCAUUUCCAACUUCGUAUCUCACCAUAAUAACGUCAGUCACGAUUCAAAGCUCAAGCUUGGUGUUCACACCUUCGACAAUCACAACAACAGACGUGGAAUCCUUCAGUUCGGCCGCACCUGAAACAAGUACUUCGACAGAGCCUGUGAGCACAACUUCGUCUGAUUCAUCCACAGUCAUCUCUUCAUCUUCAACAGAAUCCAGUGACAGCAGCCUUUCCUCAUCAACUACCUCGGAAACAGAAAUUAUUACAAGCACAACAACGGAAUUCGACUCCACGAGUGAAAGUGAGAUCGUGACUUCGACUAUCUCGGAUACAUCACCGGGCACUUCAGUACUCAGUUCAUCUGCUUCAUCGUCAGGCCCACUCGAUACAACUAGAAGACCAACUUCUGACGCUACUACGUCAACCUCGAAUGCUUCAGAUGCAUCAACCAGCCCAGAAAGCACCGAGGCGCAGGUCACAACCACCACCUCAUCAGGUACUUCAUCAACCACAGCAAGUUUCACUAGUACGGAAGCCUCCACAACAGACACCUCUACUAGCCCAUCGACAACGACGCUAGAUAAUAGCCCGACAGAAAUAAGCAGUUCUUCAAACGAUCAACAGAGUACAAACUCCGAUACUACGACCGUCACCUCUGAAACAUCAAGUAGUAGUUUCACAGAAAGCUCAGUUACAGAUCAUACAUCCUACCAAGGAUCGGCGAGCAGCACUAGUGCUUUCCCGACCACGUCAGACAUCCCAACACUGAUCCAGAGCUCCUUAAUCCUCUCUUCCACUACUUCGACAACAUUGAGUUCACAGUACAUCACCAUAACCUCGUCCGCCUCAUCAUCCUCUGCAACGACUACCUUCACGAUUUGCGGGGACGGCUCGACUCUUGCGAGGAUCACCAGCGCCGGGGUAUCGAUCUCGAUUUGUGUACCGACAUCGAUUACAAUCUCACUACCAGAGUCCACCUCCACAGACGGAACCAUUCUCACUACUAGCUCAGUCGCUACCACCAGCCCCUCAACCAUUGUAGAGAGCGCCAGUGGAAAUACUACCACGCAAAGUGAUACUAGUGUUACCGAGUCAUCAAGCAAUGUUUCCAAUCCAACCACAUCUUUCCAGGUGACGACGUCAAUCCAUGAGAGCCCACUUUCAAGUGAAGUGACAACAAGUACGACUAGAUUCACAACAGAUUUCGCCACAGAGAGCACAACAAGUAGUACAGCAACGUAUUCAACUGAGACUAUAACAUCUUCUUCUGCCACACACGUCUCUACGCCUACGUUAGAGAUAAGUACAAGCCCAUCAUCAUUAUUAUCAUCGAGCAGUUUAGCAACCACAACCUCGUCAACGAUUGAUGUCACUUCAUCGCCAGAGUCGACUUUAGUUCCCAUGGUCUCUAGCUCAACGACUUCCUACACCAGUUCGGCCAGCUUCGAAGACACGACAAAAUUGGAAAGCACUUCUAGCACGGUGGUCAUGCCCACUCAGACCAGUACAGUCGCUACCACUGCUAUAAUCACAACUUCCGAAGCCACCAUCUCUAGCACCCGGAUUGUUGACACUACCUCGAGCACAUUUACCGUCCCGAACACGACCACCGGCUUUUCCAGCACCAGUAUCCUGACGGCCUACACUACGAGCAUUUCAGGUUCCGCAGCAAGUGAUUUGAGCGCAAUAACAAGCUCAGCAACAAACCCACCGUCGUCUUCAUCAAGCGGGCAGACGUCCUCCUCUGCUUCAGCUCUGCUCUCUACAUCUUUCAUAUUUUCCACAAUAAUCCAAGACACAACUACAUCAUCGUUGACAGCUCAUCUCACUUCUAGUCUAACUUCUAUACUCUCCUCGUCAUUAGGAACAACAACCCCGUUAACCUCCACGAAUGUAAUUGGGACCACAGAGUCAGCAAGCACCACGAUCACUCAAAGUUCUCCUAUGGCUUCCUCGUCCAUUCCGACCACCAGCUUCUCCCUUUACACAUCCUUUACUAGCCUUGGUGCCUCAGGGACUUCCAUUCUUACGUCGAGCACAUCACCUUCGGCAACUACCGGCAUCUCAUCCACAAACGAGUACUCGACAGCAUUGCCCACGAGCGCAGUCAAGACAUCGUCCUCCGUCGUCACUACGGCCAUCGAUAGUAGUACUACAGUCAUAGUAUCAACCUCCUUCUCUCCAGACUCAACGUCGAUUGCAUCGACAAUCUCCAGCCCAACUUCAAGUUCUUUGCCUGAGACUACUACUGCUACGAUCAUCGUCACCACAACCUCCACUGUACAACAAACUUCUCUGACUUCCUCUUUGACUCCUGUUAGCUCUUCAAGCUCUUCUUCAAUCUCGACACAUUCAUCUUCUCCGUCAACCUCCUCACAUAUCCCUUCCAGCUCCUCGCCCUCAUCCUCUUCACUUAGCUCUGGGGUUACCUCUUCUGCCGGGUCAACUGUCAUUUCCACCUUUAUCUCCUCCUCGAGCAGCGUUUCAACGAGUUCUGUAUCAACAAAAUCUGUUGAUCCGAUCACCACUACAAUCCCAUCGACGGUCAUCGCUUCAUCGACAUCGUCUGAGGGCUCGAAUACAUCUGUAUUCACCUCUUCUCCUUCGAGCUCGGUUUUAAGUUCCACCCAGUUGAGCACGCCUUCUACCAUCGCCACUAUAUCUUCAGCUGGCUCAGGAUCGAGUUCAAUAAGUAUAUCCAGUGGCUCAGCUGUUUCCUCUACAGAUGGCUCUGGAACGUCAACAUCUCCAGCGACAUCUCCAGCAACGUCCUCGCACAGCAGCUCGACUGUAUCACUAUCCACCGCUGCUUCUACAAUUCCAUCCUCGCCUAGCUCUACGGCCCCUUCUUCGUCCUUGAGCACUUCUAGAUCCUCGACAUCAUCACCUUCAACUGCUAUAAUCUUGUCUUUGUCUUCAACUUCCACUCCAGCGUCUUCGUCUCCGACAUCUGUCCUUGUCUCCUCUUCUAGCUCCACCACCCUUGCCACUAUAACUGUGACAACAACUCGGAGCUCUUCAACUGCGGUCGGUCCUACCACUGUCAUGACAUCUCUGGUCAGUACUACAAGCCCUGCUACUACGACAACCAGCAGACCACGACGACGCCGACGAAGACAUGAAAAUCACCGUACUGUAAAUUGAAAAUGAGGAAUGAACGGGGGAGUUCUUGGGCUUCGUACCUAGGUACCUACAUGUUACCUGUAUACUACCUACUAUACGCAAGCGACUUACAAGAUUCAUUUCAAACGGGAAAAGUCUGAACACUAUGACGAUUGGUAUCAAAUUUAAUAAUCUUGUUGAUGCUAUCAUGACUCGAUGCAGAUGACCCAUACUGAAACCCUACCACAGGGGCCUUUCAGGGCACUCGUCCAUGACUAUAAAUUAGAACACGUAGUUGACUUCCAAAGACAAAACAAGUAAGUCGACUUAGUCGGGAAUAUGAACAUUACUCGAUCACGCCUCAAUGGCCAUCCCAACCUCCGUACCUAUCCCGUCCA